AUGAUCGCAGAUCCAAGCUCGUCUUCAAAAGACAAGGCAGAACAUGUCUCCAUCUUCUCAUCCCACCCACCCAUUUUCAUUCUACCAACGCAUCUCUCCCUGGAGGAGCUGGACGAGGUUGAAGGCCGCUUGAUAGAUCACGGUGGGAAACUAACCUACGAUAUUGCCGAAGCCGGCCUCAUUCUGGGCAAAGUCGGGCGUGCAAAGCGUGCAGCGCUGGAACUGCGCACCCGCGGUACAUGGACAGAGGAGCUUAUACCCAGCUCAGCUUCGAAAUCAAUUGGUCGUGGCGUGGAGCCUCCUUCCAAGCGCAGGCGCACAAAUCAGUAUGACGGGACCAAGGAUGUCCCAGUUGAGAUUAUCGAUCUCAGUACCGAAUCUGAGAGCGAGGAUGGAGCUAUGAAUCGACAUGACUCCCGUUCAAAACACCUUUCAGAGCAAAAGGUAGAGACAAUUCAAAAUUCAGUCACGGUCCUGAAGCUAGACUGGCUAGAUACCUCUAUCACAUCAGGCAAAUGUGUGUCCCAAGACCCAUUCGUUGUCUACCGCGGGCGAAAAGUCCCUCCUCCUCCCCCUAAAACAGGAGCAGAAAACAAGCAAAGCCUACUCGAACAAACAUCAAGUCAAAUCAUCGAGCGUGCAAAGCAAGAUGCCGGUUUACCAACACCCCGAACUCCUCCAGACCAUAUCCACGCACGCCGCUCAAAAGAACCACCCGACAGAUCCUCUCAACGCCCCCGACCAACCCUCUAUCGACAAACGACCUCUGAACAUGAAAAAGAAGAAACCGACACACCCCCACAACCAGACUGGGUCCGCGACCAGGUCAUAUUCGCGUGUCUACGCUCCGCACCGCUCCACCCUCCAAACGAAGACUUCAUCGCCCAACUCGUGAAAAUCAGACGAAUCCGCGAACUCACCCUCGACGAGAUCGGCGUGCGCGCGUACAGCACCUCCAUCGCAUCGGUAGCAGCAUACCCGCAUCCCAUCCAGCGACCAAGCGAGAUCCUGGCUUUACCAGGGUGCAACGCGAAAAUUGCAGACUUGUUCGCCCAGUUCCAGCAACACGGUGGCUGCGGACAUACCGAUGACGACGGGAAUGUCGCUGCUGCCGAUGCGCUGGAGACAGAUCCCAUGCUCCGUGUUCUAAACGAUUUCUAUGGGAUUUGGGGUGUUGGAGCGAAGACGGCGCGCGAGUUCUACCUGCGUGGCUGGCGCGAGCUCGAUGAUAUUGUUGAGUAUGGGUGGGAUAGUCUCUCGCGGGUGCAGCAGAUCGGAGUGAAAUUCUACGAGGAGUUUCAGGAGGGUGUUCCCCGUGCCGAGAGCGAGGGUAUUGCGAAUGUGAUUCGGGAUCAUGCUCGUCGGGUUCGGUCCCAAGAUGGAAAGGGAGAUGGGAUUGAGUGUGUGAUUGUUGGCGGAUAUCGUCGUGGGAAGGAACUCAGUGGUGAUGUUGAUAUUGUCUUGAGUCAUCGUGAUGAUGCGGUGACUCGCAAUCUGGUUCUUGAUGUUGUUGCGAGUCUUGAGGCUGAACGGUAUGUCACCCAUACGCUCUCUUUGCAUUUGACUUCUUCGCUGCGCGAGCAGCAGACGUUACCUUUUCAUGGUGAUGAUACGAGGAAGUUUGAUACGCUUGAUAAGGCGCUGGUUGUCUGGCAAGAUCCACACUUCGAUGCUGCGACUGUUGGGGAUAAUGGCCGGGGGAAGAAUCCGAAUAUACAUCGUCGGGUCGAUAUCAUUAUAUCGCCUUGGCGUACGGUCGGUUGUGCGAUACUGGGCUGGUCCGGGGAUACGACUUUUCAGCGGGAUUUAAGGCGGUAUGCGAAGAAAGCUCGUUCAUUGAAAUUUGAUUCGAGUGGUGUGCGAGAUCGGAAUACUGGACGCCAGGUUGACUUGGAACAUGGUGGAGAUACCUGGGAGGAGAGGGAGAGACAUGUGAUGGAAGGACUGGGCAUAGGCUGGAGACCGCCAGAAGAACGGUGCUCGAGAUAG
Messenger RNA from Penicillium vulpinum, 1989 nucleotides. RefSeq names its product type-X family DNA polymerase. The coding region runs from base 1 to 1989 and encodes 662 amino acids. NCBI's taxonomy places the organism in Eukaryota, Fungi, Ascomycota, Eurotiomycetes, Eurotiales, Aspergillaceae. The transcript has a single exon. Gene Ontology annotation, biological process: double-strand break repair via nonhomologous end joining. Gene Ontology annotation, cellular component: nucleus. The record is from RefSeq and is a predicted model, not a curated record. Gene Ontology annotation, molecular function: DNA-directed DNA polymerase activity; DNA binding.